Cynoglossus semilaevis (tongue sole) is the source of this 1576-nucleotide messenger RNA. Its product is annotated as SWI/SNF-related matrix-associated actin-dependent regulator of chromatin subfamily B member 1-like. NCBI's taxonomy places the organism in Eukaryota, Metazoa, Chordata, Actinopteri, Pleuronectiformes, Cynoglossidae. Gene Ontology annotation, biological process: chromatin remodeling. The transcript has 9 exons. The record is from RefSeq and is a predicted model, not a curated record. Gene Ontology annotation, cellular component: nuclear chromosome. The coding region runs from base 65 to 1183 and encodes 372 amino acids.
ACCCGUACUGCUGUGCUUUGCGAAUGCGCUGUACCUCCUUGGCUUUGUUUUAGUUAAUGUGAUAAUGGCGCUCAGUAAAACGUUUGGUCCAAAACCUGUGAAAUUCCAGCUGGAAGAGGAUGGGGACUUCUACAUGAUUGGUUCAGAGGUAGGAAACUACCUGCGUAUGUUUAGAGGCUCUCUGUAUAAACGAUACCCAUCACUGUGGAGGAAAUUGGCGUCUGUAGAAGAACGCAAGAAGAUUGUGGAGUUGUCCCACGAUCAUGGUUACACUCAGCUGGCUACCAGUGUGACUCUCCUGAAGGCUUCAGAGGUGGAGGAGAUAUUGGAAGGAAACGAUGAGAAGUACAAAGCAGUUUCCAUCAGUACCGAGCCACCUGCCUACCUCAGGGAACAGAAGGCAAAAAGAAACAGUCAGUGGGUUCCUACACUGCCCAACAGUUCUCACCAUCUGGAUGCAGUUCCCUGUUCCACAACCAUCAACCGCAGUCGACUGGGCCGUGACAAGAAGAAACCCUUCCCACUGUGCUUUGACGACCACAAUCCAGCUGUAAUUCACGAGAACGCCUCUCAGUCUGAAGUUCUUGUGCCAAUCCGUCUUGACAUGGAGAUUGAGGGACAGAAGCUUAGAGAUGCUUUCACCUGGAAUAUGAAUGAAAAACUAAUGACACCUGAGAUGUUUGCUGAGAUUCUUUGUGACGACCUGGACCUCAAUCCCCUGACCUUUGUUCCUGCCAUCGCCUCUGCCAUCCGGCAGCAGAUCGAUUCUUACCCCACAGACAGUAUCUUAGAGAACCAGACGGACCAGAGGGUCAUCAUCAAGUUGAACAUCCAUGUGGGGAACAUUUCUCUGGUGGACCAGUUUGAGUGGGACAUGUCAGAGAGGGAGAACUCUCCAGAGAAGUUUGCCCUCAAGCUCUGCUCAGAGUUAGGUCUGGGCGGAGAGUUUGUUACCACCAUUACCUACAGUAUCCGCGGUCAGCUGAGCUGGCACCAAAGGACGUAUGCCUUUAGUGAAAAUCCUUUGCCCAUGGUGGAAAUUGCCAUUAGAAACACAGGUGACGCAGACCAGUGGUGCCCUCUGUUGGAGACUCUGACAGACGCAGAGAUGGAGAAGAAGAUUAGAGACCAGGACAGAAACACAAGGAGAAUGAGGCGAUUGGCAAACACACCUGCGUGGUAGACGGGACACCAGCGUAGGCUCUGUCCUUGUUGUCCUUGGCCCCUCCCCCACCUCGUGUGAGACUGAGGUACUUGGUUACACGCAUGGUUACACAUCACAGCUUGACGUUUAUCUGUUCCACCAACACCUCAGGCCUUACUUCUUCUUAAUAAUCAAUUCUGUUUUUAUGGUUAAUUAUAUUUAGUACUGAUUGGCCAAGUCCCCCGUAAGACCCCACCCCUCUCCCUCGGUGUGUGUUUUUUUUUUUCUUCUCUGCGUGGAGAAGCUGCUCUCUCUCUGACCACUGACUGCAUGAGAAAAUGUCUGUCACUGUCUCAGAGUAAUCUUUCCUCUUCACGUUGUUAUUAUCUUUUGAUUUUAAUAAUCCUUACAAAAUUAAAAAAAUGAAAGCUG